GUUUCAUCGCAUGCAGGCUGACGGUCCCGGUGCCCCCUUUAUUUCGUCGCCAGAGUCUUGCACGUCAGGUGGAUGAGUUGUUGCUGGCCGUAUCCCGAUCCCAGAGCCCCAGAGCAACAGCUUUCCCCGCAUCCCUUCGUCAGGCGAAUAUGGCAAGGGUAGUACGAUCGAGGGAAUAACGUAACCGGAUCGGAAUUUGACUGCUACAUUUUUCGACCGGACCAGAACAGAAUUGAUUCAGCGCAUGCGGUGACAAGCAGUAAUGGCCGAAAUCUCAUGGCCGCCAAAGUCCCCUCGGGAGGCCCUCUUGAGUACCCCGAAUGGUCGCAAGAGGUAUGAAGACAUGCAGCGUCGGCGCGAAAACCUGGGCUCGCCUCUGAAACGCUCCCUCACGACUCCUGACUUACGAUCCAAGGCAUCACAACUUCUAAGCGAUGGGCUGGAUGAUGGCGAGGAGGACGAGGAUGAAGAAACACUACAAUUGAAGCUGGCUGCCAUUGAGGCCCGACUCAAGCUCAAGCAACUGCAGAAGAGCCGCGCGAAAACGGGGACGCCAAAUCCUGACAGGCACGACGGAGAGGUCUUCGCUAGACCCGCUUCAGUAAUCGGUUCCUCACAGGCCCAUGACCAGUUGAUGAGCAACAUGAACGAACACCGGACGAGUAGUGAUGCCCAGCACGAUGACGUACAGGUUCCUUUGUCACCGACAAGACGUCCUGCUCCGCCAACAGACCCCGUGUCUCCGCGGAGGUAUGUGUUGGGCAUCGAUAAAGGCCUCAGAAGCAGGGAUGUAUCGUUGAGGCGCCCACCAAGCUCAAAGGGAGCAGGUCAGCCAGCAAGUAGGCCGGGGACGCGAGAUGGUUUAGUCUCUCAUUCUGGCAAUCUUUUGCAGGCAAUAACCGUGGGUGAACGCAAUCGUCCUAAGAGUUUCAGUGAACGAAUGGCCGAGAGUCGAUCCGUUGAGGUAUCUCGAAGAGAACGAGCAGCGCGGGCAGAGCAGAUACAGGCAAAUCGAAGCUCUGCAUUCCAGAUUGACAAGGCCGAGGUGGAGGCCUUCAAGGCAGCCGCUGAGGCAAGGAAAGACGCCCCAAAAUCACCGACGAGAACUCGACAAACCGAAAGCUUUAGUCGAGACGACGUUCUACGAUCAUACAAUAACCUCAAACCGUCGCUGAAAAGGAGUCAAAGCCAGAUCACCCCAAGCGUGCGGAAACAUGAUGAAAAUGAACCCAAAGACUCCAGGCCGUACUUUCACCGACGAAACCAGAAGUCUGAGUCAGAAGUGCCUGGCAGCUCUCAGCACAGUGCUACUGAUGAGUCCCAAGGCGAGAAGAGCGGUGACUCCUCCAAAUUCGAGGCCUUCUCUUCCUUGCACCUGUCAAACCGCAUCUUACCCCAUUCGUUCUUAACUCGAACUCUGGAAGACAAGAAGGCUCUCCGGAUUCCCGAUCUGCUUCGUACAGUGAAGGCACCUGACUUUGAGCUGCCGGAGGACAUCGACACGGACUUUGUGGUCUUCGGUAUCGUCGCGUCGAAAUCCGAGCCUAGGCAAAUCAAACAACCCGGCAAUGCGACCAAGAAGGAGGUUGAUCCAUUCGACGACGGCACGAACAACAGUAGCCAAUACAUGGUGAUUACCCUUACAGACUUGAAGUGGACGAUCGAUCUCUUUCUUUUCGAUACAGCCUUUCCACGCUACUACAGAAUCUCUGAAGGGAUACUCAUUGCCAUCUUAAACCCUACCAUCAUGCCACCACCUAAGAACAAGAUAGACACCAACAAAUUCAGUCUCGCCAUCUCUUCAUCCGACGAUAAGAUCCUAGAGGUUGGUUACGCGCAAGACAUCGGGUUCUGCAAGGCCGUCAGGAAGGACGGCAAGACAUGCCACUCGUGGGUCGAUGGCCGGAAGACAGAAUUUUGCGACUUCCAUGUCGACUUGCAAGUCCGUCGAACACAGGCACAUCGGAUGGGCGUGAAUGGCGGCACAGGCAUGUAUGGGCCCGGUGGCCGAUCAGGCUCUCGGACCGGCUUCUACAGCGGGGACAAGAAAGGCCGUCCGCAGAACGGAUUGAAGCCGAACGGUGCCAGAUACGACUAUCAGUCUCAAUCCACCUACUACGUUGCACCGGCUCCAAAGUCCCGAGGCAGCGGUCCGUCCUUCCAUCACCUCCCGAGUGGCCAAUCUGCUGCAAGUCUAAUCGAUGCGGAUAGCGACGACCCGUUUAUCGCUGCUGGCAUGAUGGGCCGUGGUAUGGAAAGCAAAGAAGAGCGCUUUCGCAAGCGCCUCGCGGAGAAGCAACGCGAACGCGAUAUCACACACAGGCUGAUCUCCCGUCCUGGAGGCGUCGGGGCUGAGUACCUUCGGUCACGCGAUAGCGAAAACGUCUCAUCCCCACGUCCCGAUGCCAAAUCCGAACAGGCAAAGAAAGGCGCCGCGGAUCCGCUUCCUGCUCAUAAUUUGGGCGUCUCGAGCUUCAGAAGGGCAGACACCAUAAAGCUGAGCCCAUUGAAGCGCGCCCAUGACGGCGACAGACCCCGCAGCAGCAGUAUCAAAAAGACCCGGUUUAUAACAUCUCAUGGCAUCAAGGAAGCCGGACGCGAUAGCCUGGGAGGAAAGUCCGACAUGGUGCCAAUGAACGAUGAUGAUGAUGACGACGACGAUGAACUAGACAUCAUCUAAAAGAAAACCUUUUCAGUGUUACGAAACAUAGAUACCCUCCAGUUGACCGCCAGUGGAUCAGUCAUUUCACAGAGCGACAACCAGCCCCCUAAGAAAGCCAACAAAGAUAAAAAGAACAUGUUAACAGGAAGAAAUGACACAAUCCCACCCACAACAUUCACUUAAUUCAAACCCCACAUCAGGACCUCUCAGAGAGCAUUGGAAUUCACUCAUUUCCCUUCCCUAAUCCAACCCAACCCAACCCAUAACGAAUGAAUGAACGCUUGACUUUGACUUCCACCACACAUGAACUACCUACCUACCUACUCACUUAAAAUAUUUCCAUCACUCCUUUCUUCCCUUUGCUUAAUUCUCUCUGUGUAUGAAUAUUCCCAUUUCUUCUCUCCAUCCACGUCCCUCCUCUUCUGGCAGACUAUGUGUGAGAGAGCAAGUGUAUUAGUAACUUUUGUUUAUUUAUGAUAUCCAUUGAAUCUGAUUUUAG
Molecule: messenger RNA, 3161 nt
Organism: Aspergillus ibericus CBS 121593
Lineage: Eukaryota; Fungi; Ascomycota; Eurotiomycetes; Eurotiales; Aspergillaceae
Product: Mcm10/DnaG-type zinc finger protein
Exons: 2
Coding region: 263-2680 (805 amino acids)
Biological process (GO): DNA replication; DNA replication initiation
Cellular component (GO): nucleus; replication fork protection complex
Molecular function (GO): single-stranded DNA binding; DNA replication origin binding
Source: RefSeq, a predicted model, not a curated record